Molecule: messenger RNA, 384 nt
Organism: Helianthus annuus (common sunflower)
Lineage: Eukaryota; Viridiplantae; Streptophyta; Magnoliopsida; Asterales; Asteraceae
Exons: 3
Coding region: 1-384 (127 amino acids)
Source: RefSeq, a predicted model, not a curated record
AUGGAAGCUUCACUAAAAGCUAUUGCAAGUGACUCUGCAAGCAAACCCAUAGAUUCGCAUGAUUUUACAAAUGAUGAAUACUCAAAAGUUAAAGGCCCAGAGAAAAAAGGGUAUGUUCGAUUAGUUGGAAGAAUGCCAGCCACAAAAAGUAAAGGUGAUUCUUCGACUAAUUCACAUACUCUUCAUCAGCUUCAAAGUGUUGUGAACGUUAUGAUGAACAUUAUCCAAGAACGUAUCCCCGAUGCAAACUUGCCUACAGUUCUUAGCAAUAUGAACAUACAGGUCCCUCGCAUCGAUUCUUCGGCUCCUAGCAACUCUUUACCUAGUAACGAAUUAUCAUCUUCAAGAAGUGACGACAUUGAUGAUAGAGCUGAAAACAUGUGA